Messenger RNA from Bicyclus anynana (squinting bush brown), 1471 nucleotides. RefSeq names its product nucleoside diphosphate kinase 7 (gene nmdyn-D7). The coding region runs from base 291 to 1436 and encodes 381 amino acids. The transcript has 7 exons. Gene Ontology annotation, cellular component: centrosome. Lineage: Eukaryota; Metazoa; Arthropoda; Insecta; Lepidoptera; Nymphalidae. The record is from RefSeq and is a predicted model, not a curated record.
AAUGUCAACUCACAACUGUCAAAUAUGUUGUGUUUGUGUUGUUUGAACUUUUGAAUUUUUCUUGCUUGUUUCGCUUGUUGUAGAUGCACACUUCAUUGCACAGAUUUCAAUUUUUAUGUAAAUUGUAGUGGGAUUGUGAAACACAGUUACACAGCUUAAUUCUAUAAAAUUCAAAUCAAGUUGUUCGUAAUUACGAUAAUUUAUUCGUUAACUUCAUAAAAACUUUCGAGAGAAUAACUUAGAAGUAUUCAGUUUCCGCAGAUUAUUAGGAUAUUUAGACGCUGUUUAUAAUGGAAGGUGCAUACAGGGACAAAUUUUCGUUUAUCGGUGAAUGGUACGAUAACCAGGCCAGUCUCGUUCGCCGGUUUAAUAUUUUCUACUAUCCUACUGACGAUACAGUGGAAAUGUAUGAUUUGAAGAAUCGAAAAACUUUUCUAAGAAGAGUUAAAGUGAAUGGUGUUAAUAUAGACAGUUUUUUCAUUGGAUCAACUUUACCUAUUUUGGGGCGGUUAGUGAAAAUAGUUGACUUCGCCUGUGAAGAUACAAGAAAGAAAUUACAUAAAGACAUGGAAGUAACAUUUGCAAUGAUCAAGCCAAUGCCUACCAAUAUAGUAGGGAAAAUCAUCACACAUCUUAAUGAGAAGAAUAUGAAAAUAACUAAGAUGAAGAAAACAACCUUGACUGUUGAUGAUAUAAACUUUAUAUACCGCAAGCAAUUGUCAGAUGCAACAUUUCCGUUUCUCCUAGAUCAUCUAACUGGCCAGCAAGUUUUCUGUAUGGAACUUGUGGGUAGCGAGUCUGUAACAGCUUGUGUAAAAAUCCUUGGCCAUAAAGACCCAUUGAAAGCAGAGCCAGGCACCAUUAGGGCAUUGUAUGGGACUGACCCUGUGAGAAAUUGUGCUCAUGUCUCCCCUAGUACUGACGCUGCAGUAGAGGACUUGGACUAUGUGUUCCCACCACCACCAUUAUCUUCUGUACGUCUCCGGUUGACCGCUACCCUGUCAAACUGCACGCUCUGUAUAGUGAAGCCGCAUGCUGUGCGCGAGGGAAAGCUGGGGGCGGCCUUGGAAGCCAUUGAUGAGGGUGGAUUCCACGUGACAGCGUUGAAUAUGUUUAUUGUAGAGAAUAUCAACGCUGCUGAGUUCUAUGAGGUGUAUAAAGGCAUUGUUCAAGAGUAUCAGGGAAUGGUGGAAGAGUUGGCCAGUGGCCCGUGCGUGGCUAUGGAACUAGUUGCCAAAGACAAAAACCUUAAUACUGCUGUAGAAUUUAGAAAAUUAGUUGGACCCGUAGAUCCGGAAAUCGCCAGGUUACUGCGUCCGCACACAUUGCGAGCCAAGCUCGGGAAAACUAAAGUGCAGAACGCAGUCCACUGCAGCGAUCUAGCGGAGGACGGGUUGCUAGAGGUUGAAUAUUUCUUUAAGAUAUUGAAUUUAUAAUUCCAAGGCUGGUUACUUAAUAAUUAUAGUAUUUA